This is a messenger RNA of Colletotrichum paranaense, 180 nucleotides long. RefSeq lists its product as uncharacterized. Lineage: Eukaryota; Fungi; Ascomycota; Sordariomycetes; Glomerellales; Glomerellaceae. Bases 1 to 180 code for a protein of 59 amino acids. The transcript has a single exon. The record is from RefSeq and is a predicted model, not a curated record.
AUGCUGCCAUUCCACCACGCCACUCGUCUGCUUCUCCCACCGUCGUUGGUUCGCAUCUCUGCGAGGGGUAGCUUCUGGACCACCUGGCCCGCGCCGGCAGUCCCAUCCACAUACUUGGGGGUCACCUUGACCGCGAAGUGGGUUGCAUUGCCGCCGAUGCUCGAUGCGACUUUGUCAUAA